Molecule: messenger RNA, 807 nt
Organism: Seminavis robusta
Lineage: Eukaryota; Bacillariophyta; Bacillariophyceae; Naviculales; Naviculaceae
Source: the annotation of a GenBank genome assembly
AUGACAACUCUCAGUCGCCGCCAUUUGAUCUCGAGAGAUUUAGAAGGGAAAAAGAGCAACAGGGAACUCUUUUUAUGGCCAUUUGAAACGAAGAAAAAGAAGAAGAAGAAGAAAAAGAAGAAAGCAGCGGCAACGAUCGUCGCAGCAACAGUAUUGAAGAAAAAGAAGAAGAAGAAAAAGUCUAAGAAGGGAGGUUUUGGAUUUUUUGGCAGCUCCAGCAGCAGCAGUUCGAAGGGUUCCUUUUGGAGCAAGGGCAGCAAAAGUAGCAAAAGCAAGGGCAGCAAAGGCAGUAAAAGUAGCAAGUCCUGGUCCUGGUUUGAUUCAUCGUCUUCGAGCUUCAGUGGGUCAGGAUCCUACUCCGGAUCGGGUUCUUUUUCUGGAUCUGGAUCUGGAUCUGGAUCUGGAUCUGGAUCAUACCACUUAGAUCCCACAGAGGUUCUGGUAGAGGAUCACACAGAGGCUCGGGUAGAGGAUCGCACAUACGUUCUGGCAGGGGAUCCCACAGAGGCUCGGGUAGAGGAUCCCACAGACGUUCUGGCAGGGGAUCCUACAGAGGCUCUGGUAGAGGAUCUCACAGACGUUCCGGCAGAGCAUCGCACAGAGGUUCCCACCAAAGUUACCAUUCGGGGCGUCAUACCGGCUUUGUCGACAAUACGCAGUCCUAUUAUCGAUCCCAUGGUCAUGGAAAUGCACAUGGGCACGGUGGUGGCGGAGGAGGAUCCUAUGCGGCGUCGGAUAAAUAUCACCACCGAAGCUUUCAGUCGGCCAGCAACCCAUUCUCGGGAGGUUCUCAUCGGCGCCAAUUAA